This is a messenger RNA of Lytechinus pictus (painted urchin), 3098 nucleotides long. RefSeq lists its product as uncharacterized. Lineage: Eukaryota; Metazoa; Echinodermata; Echinoidea; Temnopleuroida; Toxopneustidae. The coding region runs from base 108 to 1493 and encodes 461 amino acids. The transcript has 11 exons. The record is from RefSeq and is a predicted model, not a curated record.
UUUGGUUGUUGGACUAUAUUUGCAGGAUUGUCUUAUUAUUGAUUGAACAUACUAGACGACAAGCAUUGAAUCAAUAUCAUCAAGAGAGGAUUUUCGAUUUUUCUACGAUGGCUGAUUUUCUUUGUCAUCCGCCUAACCAAAGCAUCAGACGGGACAGCGGCGGGGUACUUCAGGCAGCACAGGGUCUAAUCGACUCAGCUUGGUCGUUGUAUGGAGAGUUAGAGACUGCUCUACCCGAGUUUGUCAAAUCAUUAGAGACAAGUCUUCAAAUCCUCCGCCAGAGCCUCGGGGAUGGAGUCAAGUGCCUUAAAGUAGAGAGCGAUAUGUCGAAAGCCUCUCGCCAGAUGUUGGAACAGCUCCCACCCAUCAUAUGCGAUAUUGGCAGACAUACAUUCACCAUGGCAACGAGUGAUGCCAGUAGAGAGAGUUUUCUUCUUCCGGAUAGCACUUUAGCUCUUCAGGUUAAAACAAGGUUAAGAGAUCUGAACCGUGUCGCCAAGGGAUUGUCUGCUGAGCUGUCGACAAACGACAAACGAAGAGCAAACACGAGAUUAUCACACGUAGAUACAGAAGAAGUGAAAAACUUCUGGGAAAUGAUUUUUGAUGACAGAGAAGAGAUUGAAUUGGCUGAAUUCUAUGAGAAAAUAAGCGCCAUCAUCGGUAGGGAACCAAGAUGCCCUCUUGAAAGACUUGGCUCUUUCUUUACUUGUGACUAUGUGGACCCUCUAAAUUUCGAUCGGUUUGUCAAAAUUGUUGACGCAAACAACGUGCAAACAGCUCAUGACAAACUGCUCAUGGGGUCUGCCAUCAACGUUUCCCAGUUCCUUAAGAGCCAGAUCAGGAUUGGUCACUUGAGAGACGCGAUACCACAAGGAGACUCAAACGAACCAAUCAGGGCACUCGACGCAAGGAGGCGGACCUCGAGCAAUGACUCCUUGACAUCGCCACACCUCGGGUUGUCUCCCAAGAAUGAGAACGGUAAUGAAAGCAUUACGUCAGUACUCAGCAAUCAUUCUGAUGUUUCAAGCUCAGCCUGGUUGAAGAUCAAAGUGGAAAACUGGUUCAGAGAGGUGGAUCGUCUUUACAGGUUCUUUCACGGUGACAUACCCAAAGACGACGCUGAGGCCCUUCUGAGAGGGCGCCUUCCAGGGACAUUCUUGCUCCGUUACAGCUGUACCAAUCCCAGCCGUCUCUGUGUGUCGUUCGUCUACUCAGUCGAUAGCAGUCCCUGGAAGGAGGAGGUCCAUCGGCGUGACGUCAUCGUUCAUCAUGAACUCAUCUGUACAAAUGUCAAGGGAAUUAUAAGCCCAAGACAAGGAGGUGAUAUCAGAAGGCGAUUUAGUGGUGAUGAUCUCAGCCCGCGAAGAGAGAAGAAAGCGGUACUGAAUAGCCAAAAAGCAUUUAGUGCGCUCCACCACGUGAUGAAGUCAGGUGCCUUGCUCGAGGAGAGUCUCAAAUCCCCGGGUUCAUUCCUUCCCGGUUUACAAAGAUGAUCACCGCUUCAAAAUCGGGCUGAAUGUCAAUGGAAUUAUAAAAAAAGUAGGGGCGAAAUUAACCAAGGUUAACUUACUAGAAUAAUGCCAAAUGUAACAGUUUUGUAAUGGUACUGUAUUGAAAUAUUUAUUAAACUAGAUAUCAUUCAUAAAAUAUAAUUUGAUAAUUUAAUUUAUUGCCCAAUUAACAUGAUUAAGUUAAUACAAAAUAAAACAAAAUACGUUCAACUUCAAAUGGAAAGGGCGAAAUAAAUUUGUCAUUACAAAUAUGAUAAUGUAAGACUGAAAUUAGGCGGGAUACUAGACACGAAUAAUUUUGUAAUACAAAAUAAUGCCCUGAAUAUUGCUUGGUUAAAAAAUCAAUUGCGACAUGCUACCCCAAAUCCAAAAAUAAUUCGCCUAAAACUAAUUUUGAGAUAUUUAUUGAGCUUGAUAAAGCACGUUCUAAGCUUUAAAAUGAUUUAGUACUUCCCAAAAUUUAUCAAGAGCAAAAUUAGUAUUUUAUUGAAUGUAGAAGAAAUUCGGUGAGAUUUUUAAAGAAUGAAGAGAAACAAGGUAUAAAACUUGGGGUUCAUUCAAGCAUGAGACGAGACGUGCACACUGUGCAAUCUUUAUCAUACUUCCGUGAGACACUUCAAAAUCCCGGUGUUGAUUUAACACCAGCCGGGUAUCUAUAUCGGCCCACACCAGAGAAGAGUUGAAACAACACCAGUUAAAAAUCAAACUGAUAUUGGUUUAACACUAAUUGGUGUUGCUUAAAUGCCAAAUUGGUGUUAGCCUUACACCAAUCCCUUGUUGUUUCAACAUCUCUCUGGUGUGGACCGAUAUAUAUAUGCCAGGCUGGUGUUAAAUUAACACCGGCUUUUUUGCAGUGUAUCUGGGGGAAACAAAUGGGUUUUAAAAACUCCUAUAGCUCGUUAUUAAACUUUGCAACUUCAUUUUUGACAGUAUGAAAAAGAAGAGUUACUCUUAGAGAUAAGCUCAUUUUCACAUUUUUAAAGACUUUUAAAGACUGAAUCAUUGUUUGAUACAUUUACAGAUAACCUUCCCUGGCGAUUUAGUAUUGGUUUUGGAGUGGCUAGUCACAUUUGAUAAAACAAAAAUAACACAAUUUUAUAUGGAAACCUUGAACAAUGCUCAACUUCAAUUACUUUAAACAAAAUGAACCUUGUCGUAAAUUGUCAUUUUAAAAAAUGGACAAAAGAAUGUGAACCGCAUGAUAUAAACAUCGUCAUAGUUUAUCAUUGUGUUACAGCUUGAAAAAAUGUUUAAAUUUCAAAGAAAGUCUUGAAAUUUCUAGUAAAAGAAGUUACCUUUUGUAAAGAGACCUAUCUGAUAAGGUGCAGAAUGCUUUCGGAAUUGUAAAAAGAAAAUUAAUUGAGGGUUAUAAUGAAUAUUCCGGAUAAUUAUGUAAACCGAACUUUCACUUCAUUGCAUUUUCUUUUUCUCUCAGUUGUCUUGCAAUGUGUAGGCACAUGUUUUCUGAUCAAAUAUCAAUUAUUGUACAUGUUAAAUCAUUUACUCUAUAUAAUCUACUGAACAAGUGAACAGUGAUGAUGUAAAUAUAAGAACAUACAAAUAAAAAAAAAGGUUUAUUGACUUACU